Molecule: messenger RNA, 756 nt
Organism: Acanthosepion pharaonis
Lineage: Eukaryota; Metazoa; Mollusca; Cephalopoda; Sepiida; Sepiidae
Source: the annotation of a GenBank genome assembly
AUGGUAAAAAAGAAUGAAUGGUCAAUCCUCCCACCAGACCGCACCCCACCCUAUCCCGUUUUGGUGGGUGUAUCGUGUGAUAGUUGCUUCCGAUUCGAUGGAGUUGACGCCUGGUUAUAUUUUAACUCGACAGUCAAUAUAACCAACACCGCUCACUACAAACUGGAAAUCAUGACUAAAAAAGACAAUGGUCUGAUAUUUUAUGCAAGAGGAGGUCAAAGAGAUUUCGAAGCUCUUUUCCUGCAAAAUGGUCAUUUGACCUAUUUUCUGUUUAACCCCACCGAAUAUGGCACAGGUUCAAGCCAUGGGUCAUAUAUCGAAUCUCCGAAAAAGAUCCACCUAAACAAACGUUAUAAGAUAGAGUUUUACCGAAAUAAGGGCUUCAAGCAGAGCGAUGGAACCAACACUUUCAAAUCUGGAAUCAAAGUGAACGACAAAGAAUCCAAGAAAGUCGGUUUUUGUGCUGAUGUCAAAAUCAACCCACCGUUUUACCUCGGUGGAACUAAUGAUGAAAUUAUAUCUCGGUCUUUUCAUAUCUAUCUAUCUAUCUAUCUAUCUAUCUAUCUAUCUAUCUAUCUAUCUAUCUAUCUAUCUAUCUAUCUCAGUCUUGAGCACCUCGGGGUGUCUGUUCAUAUCUAUCUAUCUCAGUCUCUUCAUAUCUAUCUACCUAAGUCUGUUCAUAUCUAUCUAACCAUUUAUCUAUCUCAGUCUGUUCAUUAUCUAUGUAUCUAUCUGCUUUUCUAUCUCUAUAAAUAA